Physcomitrium patens is the source of this 2114-nucleotide messenger RNA. Its product is annotated as fructokinase-1. The record is from RefSeq and is a predicted model, not a curated record. Gene Ontology annotation, biological process: fructose metabolic process. Gene Ontology annotation, molecular function: kinase activity. Lineage: Eukaryota; Viridiplantae; Streptophyta; Bryopsida; Funariales; Funariaceae.
UCCGCAGUUGCCCAAUUCGCCUUUUCGAGUUUUCACCUGGCCUACAAAAGGCAAGGCUGCGGACGUUUGUUUUUCUUAAUAUAUAUUUUUUUGUUUUCUUCCUAGUUUUUGAUUUCCACGCUUGUUUUUCUCCCGGAAUACUGUGUACUGCGCUUUUGGAAUGCGGGAGGUCUCUUGCUCCUGUCAUGCCUGGACGCAGCUCUAUGGUUCGUUGAAUGGUUGGGUUCCUGCUUGCGAGGCGUUUUUUAGUUGAAGCAAUUAGUUCCUGGUGCCGUAGAGAUUGGUGUUGUUUCCAGAGUUGUUGUGAAGCGAGUGGGGAGGCCAUUGUUGUUGCUGUUUAGUUGUUCGCCGAGGGGUUGCUGGUAGGUUUUGCCUCAGUGUUGCCGCAACCUGAAGGGGGGAGGCCAGAGCUGUGGUAUUGGAUCGGCGAAGCACUCAAGCGGAGGAACCGAGCGUCUUUGAUUAGUGGGUAAGGGUGGGGGAGGGGAGGGAGGUAUACAGGGCUGCAGAAUUGAAGGCUGAACGUGGGGGAAUAGGGGAGGGCAAGAAGUAGAAGUGGGUGGGAAAGGGGUUAAAGAAAUGUCUUGUUUGUGUGGCAGCGGAUUGUCUUUCAAUCCAUGUAAUGUACAGCCAUCGUCGCGGCCUGUAUCGCAGCCCGUUGUGACGGUAUCUAACUCUGCAUCGCAAUCGUAUGUGUUCUCUUCUAGGGGGAGAUCACCAUCUCUUCCCUCGCUUAAGUCAUCAUUUCUUCAUCCUAUGACUGCUAAUCGCUCCAAUCGAGCGAUCAGGAAAGGUGUCACUUCACCUAGGUUGCAUUGCACCACUUCCCAAGCCAGAGAUAUGGACGACUUGGUGGUAUGCUUUGGAGAGCUCCUGAUAGAUUUUGUGCCCACUGUGGGCGGUCUAUCGCUUGCUGAAGCUCCCGCAUUCAAGAAAGCGCCUGGAGGUGCACCUGCCAAUGUUGCUUGUGGGAUAGCUAAGCUUGGCGGAAACGCUGCUUUUGUCGGAAAAGUUGGCGACGAUGAGUUUGGGUACAUGCUUUGCGAAGUUCUCAAGGAUAACAAAGUGCAAACCAAGGGUGUCAGAUUCGAUGCUCAAGCAAGAACAGCCCUCGCUUUUGUUACAUUGCGCGACGACGGGGAGCGGGAAUUUAUGUUUUACCGCAAUCCUAGCGCCGACAUGCUCUUCCAGACAGAUGAGUUGGAUAUUGAGUUGUUGAACCAAGCUUCCAUCUUGCAUUAUGGCUCCAUCAGUUUGAUCACAGAGCCAUCUCGCUCGACCCACUUGGAGGCUAUGCGCAUUGCCAAAGAGGCAGGCGCACUCCUGUCCUACGAUCCAAACCUUCGGCUGCCCUUGUGGCCAUCUGCUGACGCCGCAAAAGAGGGGAUAAUGUCGAUUUGGGAUCAGGCUGAUAUCAUCAAGGUCAGCGACGAGGAGGUCAUCUUUCUAACUGGUGCAGAUCCCAAGGAUGAUGCCCUCAACCUAAAGAUGAUGCAUCCUGGCUGCAAGUUGAUGCUAGUGACUGAGGGUGGAGAGGGCUGUCGUUAUUACACCCCGAAAUUUCAUGGCCACGUGAGUGGUCUCAAGGUUCAACCAGUUGAUACCACUGGAGCCGGUGAUGCGUUUUGUGCUGGUCUUCUGAGCCAGAUUGCUAAGUCUCCAGCCCUCGUUGAGGAUGAGGCUAAGUUGCGUGAGGCUCUCUUAUUUGCAAACGCUUGUGGAGCUAUUACGACGACGGAAAGGGGAGCUAUUCCGUCCCUCCCUGACCAAAACACUAUAUCAAGGAUUUUAAGUAAAACUCAUAGGCUCCCUGUUUAAUCAGUUCUUCUCUGCUUCGUUAAUCUCUUAAAUGUUUUAAUUUAAGAGGAAUUAUUAUCACAUAUCGUCACUGUAGUAGUCAAUUAACUUUGAAGCAACGAGCUCAGUGUGAGGUUGUGAAUAUAGUUAUUUUGUUCAUUGCCUUGAGCUUGGAACUUUAUGGAUGUCUGCAAGUGGUAUUUGCUUGUAUCAUUCACAAAUUCAUUAGAAUAAAGAGUUCUAAGUGCACUUGGUUCAUUCGACUUUCUUGUUGGAGGUCAAUCUGGAAUCACAUGCACUCUGGAUUAUUUUGAGUA